Messenger RNA from Ochlerotatus camptorhynchus, 1162 nucleotides. RefSeq lists its product as uncharacterized. The transcript has a single exon. The record is from RefSeq and is a predicted model, not a curated record. The coding region runs from base 101 to 1162 and encodes 353 amino acids. Lineage: Eukaryota; Metazoa; Arthropoda; Insecta; Diptera; Culicidae. Gene Ontology annotation, molecular function: nucleic acid binding.
GCGCUGUUUUAUUUAUGACAUCUGUCAUUGUUUGUUUUGAUUUUUCAUAGCUGUUCGUUUUCCGUCGAUUUUGUGGAAAUUGAUUAUUUACAAUAGGAACAUGGCCAACGUAAUCCUACAGAAUGUUGAAAAUAAAAGAGCUAGCACGAAUACUAAGUAUCAUUGCCUUUAUGGCUACUAUUUCUUCGGGCUAACAAGAGCCAGGCUUGCAAUUGUGUACCGUAAGAGCAAAACAACAAUCAGCGGCUGGAUAACAUCCUACGAGGAGAAUGGACUACUUUCCUCUAAGCAGCGGGAGCACGUAUUCCGGAAAUUCAGUACACGACAAAGGCAAUGGAUUUUGGACCUCUACCAUCAGAACCCGAUUCUCUACCUUGAGGAAUGUCGAGAUCUUUUCUACCAACGAUUCCAGAUCAAGAUUAGUGGAUCAUCUAUCUGCAGAAUUUUGCAUGCUGAAGGAUUGACGUGGAAGGCUUUGGAACGAAAGGCCAUCCAAAUCAAAGAGCAUGAAAUUCUCCGUUACUGCUCAGAACUAAGUUCUUUUGAUUGGGAUACGUAUCAACUAGUAUUUCUAGACGAAGUGUCGUUGGAUAACAGAAGCAUCUUGAGGAAUCGUGGCUACGGGAUCAAGGGGAAACGACUCGUUUUCCGGGGUGAAUUUGUGCGUCAUCCCAGGGCAUCGUUCUUAUGUUUUCUGGGUUUGCAUGGUGUGUUGGACUGCUUUGAAACAGAGGGAACAUUAACCCGGAAGAUAUUUUUUGAAUGUUGUCGUGAAUUUGCCCUUAAGAACAACAAAGUACUUCAAUACCCAGGAAAGAACUCUGUAUGGAUAAUGGAUGGCGCUCGCAUCCAUUGCGAUGCCAACAUCAUUCUGUAUCUUCGAUCCAUAGGCAUCAUUCCAGUGUUCCUACCUCCUUACUGUCCCUUUUGCAAUCCGGUGGAAAUGAUAUUCGGCAUGAUGAAAUCACGAAUUAGGAAAGUAUACGUAGAAAAUCGAAACGAAAACCUGUCCCAUUUGGCUCUGGAAACAUUUAUGGGGUUGGAAAACUAUGAUUGUACCAAAAUUUAUCAUCACUGUGGAUAUUCACCGGGUGGAGUUUUUAACCCUUCAGUUGGGUUGUCGCAAAAUGCUGGGCAGCCAAAUUAUGCUAAAGGAGAGUGA